Molecule: messenger RNA, 1584 nt
Organism: Cercopithifilaria johnstoni
Lineage: Eukaryota; Metazoa; Nematoda; Chromadorea; Rhabditida; Onchocercidae
Source: the annotation of a GenBank genome assembly
AUGGAAAUUGACGAAAGAGAUGAUGAAAAACCAGGAACAAGUGCUUCAGACGGAGAAAUGAGUGAAACUGAAAAGCCGAAGGGGCACAUCUACAAAGUAUUGGGACAUGACACUUUCGUAAAUUUGAAGAAGAUUCAUGUUGUGCCAACAUGGAUUAAACAAAGUGAAACAUUUGCAUCAGAAUUGAAUGAAGAAAGUUGUGCGGAGCUUGAUUUUGUCAAAGGUUUGCAUCCUUUGCUUGCACAUCGUGUGAGGGAGCACCUCAAGCAGUGGUAUCCUGUCCAGCGAGCAGUUCUUCCACAUCUGAUAGCUGCAACUAGUGUUUGUUCGAUUUUCCCUCCAAGAGAUUUGGUGAUCAGUUCUCCAACAGGUAGUGGUAAAACACUGUGUUAUGUAAUUCCAAUUUUAAAUGCUUUGCGGGGAUGCACGAUGAUGGAUUGUCUUUUUGCAUUAAUUGUGGCUCCAGUACAGAAUCUUGUUGAUCAAAUGGAAAAGGAGUUCAAAAAAUAUAAUGUUUUCAAUAUACGUAUCGCUUCACUUUGUGGAAGUCAUGAUCUUAAUACUGAAAGACAGCAACUCGAAAGCGCAAACAUAGCGAUUGCAACGCCAGGUCGUUUGAUGGAGCACAUAACAGAUCUGGAUUUCCUUGUCGACUUUACACAUUUAAGAUAUUUAGUAGUCGAUGAAGCAGAUCGUAUGUCACAUACAGCUCGCAUUGAAUGGCUUGAUGAUCUCGAAGCUGUUGCAAAUUAUAAUCAUAAUUGUAAUACAGUCGACGACCUUUAUAACGCAAGUUUUUUGCAAAAGAUACUGCUUUCUGCCACGCUCUCCUUGGAUGUUGAAGAUCUUCAUCAAUGGCGCCUUCGACAUCCUCGUCUAUUCAAAGCGGUGAAAGAAGAUAUUGUUGUAACGAAUGAGUCAAGUUUAAACAAUGUUAUCAUCCCAACUUCAUUAAAGAUCGAAUACAUCGUAUGUGACACAAAAUUUAAACCACUUGCAACACAUGACCGAAUCGAAGGACGACAAUCUUGGAAAAAGAUUCUAAUAUUCGUUAACAGCAAGAUGGCUAGUUAUCGACUUACAGUAUUGUUGAAAACGCUUAGCGCCGGAAAAUAUCAAGUCGAGGAACUCUCAUCAAAUCUUUUCGGUAAUCGACGGCAGAAAGUGCUGGCAAGGUUCAGGAAAGGAACCACAAGAGUGCUUAUUUCAAGUGAUGUCUUGUCUCGCGGGAUUGAUGUUGAGGGUAUUGACGUCGUAAUUAAUUAUGAUAAGCCACUUAAUGAAAGAUUAUUUGUUCAUCGAGUAGGGCGAACAGCGAGAUGUGGCAAAAAGGGAAGAGCCAUCUUCCUCAUUUCAGCUAAAGAAAAAAAAGAUUUCCAGACUACCCUCCAAAAUAUUUCUUUCACCGGAAAGGUUAAAGAAAGAAAUUUCGAAGGCGUGAAAGAUGGUGAAACAGAAGAACUGUACGGACAGGCAUUAACAAAGCUUAAAGAAGCUUUACAAAAAACGCAAAAGGAAAACAUCAGGAAGAAUGGAAGUUUCAGAAACAGGCAGAAAAAAGUUCUAAAUCAUGAAAAGUUAUGA